UUCUGCGCGCCCUGAUUGGUCGCGCCGGCUGGUUGUCGAGGCUUCGGGGCUUCAUUCACCAUUUUGCGACUGUAGCGUAGAAUGUACAGGGCAGUAGUUUUUCCUCCUUUUAAGUUGCUUUGCAGGAGAAACAUGAACAGCCGAUAAUUGGCAGCUGCGGACUACCGGCCACUCUGCCCUAUUUUAACCAGCGGACUCAUCAGAGAAUCACACUGGGGUACUAUAUUAUCUCUGAGUCUCUGGAAUAAGGUGGGCAAGUGCCGAAGUCGCGCAACAGAGACAAGACAGGAUGAGAGAGAGAGGCCCUGGCAGAAGAGGAAAAUAGAGAGAAAGGAAGGGAGGAGGCGGGGGGGAAAAGAAGAAAAGCAAAAACGAGGCAGAGCAAUAGAGGAACGCCAAGGAGAAUCUCGGGAAUAAAUAAAUAAAAAGACUUGUUUGGAGCAAAAGGAAAGCUAGAUGAAAAGAUGAAGCCGAUAAAAAAGCAGGGCCGACGCUCUCCCCCCUCCACGCGGGCCAAAGGGGGGAAGCGUCGUGGAGCGGGGGAUGCCCCUGAAGGAGGGGAGAAGAGAGACUCAGACGGGAACAGAGACAGAAGCAGAUCGCCGCAAAACCAGACCGCCUCCUCCUCUUUUUCAUCUAAUUCACACUCAGACUCCCAGGCGGACUCAAUCAGAGCGCGGGACACUUCAGAAGGGGAAGGACUACACAGAGAAGGGCUGUCAGAGACGACGGUAUCGCUUGGGAUGGAUUCUGGGAAAUUGUUGACAUCUUCGGAUGAUAGGUCAGUGAGGUCGGUGUUGAGCGGUAGCAGCCACAGUGAUAGUAGCGGUAGCAGCUGCAGUAACAGUAGUACACCGAGCGCCAACAACAGCCCCAACCCCGCCUCCAGUCGCAAGACAGCCACCUUCAAAGCCCGCGUUCCCAAGAAGAAGUACACAUCCGAACACUGCUCGUCUAAUACUGUUGGUAACCAUAGCCACCCUGCAUCCAGCACGCCCCCUCCUCUACUUCUGAGUAGUCACAAUCAGGGGUCCACAGGUUCAGGAAGUGACAUUAGCAUCUCGCAACCUGACGGCAACGGUCAGAGUCGAAGCCUGAUGGCCGAUUUCCACAGCAGGAACACUGGCAGGGAAGCACCUCAGGACAGCUCCCCGGGACCCCCAACCCUGUCCUUGGGGGGAGGCGAGAGCGAAAGGCCGGUAAAAGUUGAAGGGGUAAGAGAAGGAGAGAGAAUAUCACCCAGCCCAUUACCCCGCUGCUCUUCGACAGACACCGCCAGCGAGCACUCAGCUGACCUGGAGGUAGUCAGCGACGCGCACACAAUCACGCCACUGUCUACACACACACCCUCCAGUCUCCCUGAUGCACUAUCCGAUGCCCUGGCCAAAGGGAUGAAGAACCAGCGUGUCCUCGCCCGCCAGCUCAGGAGAAGAAGUGACGAGGAGGCAGGAGGAGAAAGGAUGGAUGAAGGGAGGCUUUCGGACUUGGUGUUCCGGGCUGGCGUGGUCCGUAAGGUCAGCGGUGAAUACGGAAGUCUGGAGGUACAACUAAAUGGGGAGAAGACGCUGUGUCGUUAUCCGUAUAGACAUGACAUCCCCCCAGGGGUUGUGGACAUCAUCCUAGAUGCUCAGCCACCUGGUGUCCACCCAAUACCAAUAGGAACCCGCGUCUGUGUACCAUUCGGGAAUGAGGAGGGCAGCGAGGGACAGUGGCAGUGGUACCGAGAAGGCGUGGUGACCCAGGUGGAUACACAUCCAGCAGUGGCCAAUCGUUACCGCGUACUGUUGUCUGAGGAAAGACUUCCCGCUGUGGGUGAAGAAGAGGAGGGCAGGGCUACGGCUGGUGGUACUCAGGCAGUCUGGGUGUCCCGUCAAACACUUCGGCUCUUGGUGCCACCUUGGGACCUGGAUCUGCCGUCUGGAGGAGGAAGGGAGGGAGAAGAGGGUGUUAGAGAGAAGGAAAGGGAGCAGGACGAUAGGGAGGAGAUUGACGUGGAGCAGGAGGUGUGUCGUUUGAGCCGAGGGAUGGCACCUGGUGUGGGAUCGGUGAUGGAGCGAGAUAUUCCCUACCCAGGCAUGGUCCCCGUUUCCUCCACUUCAGUCCACAACAUCACUUCUUUAGUAACCCCAACCUCAGUCCUCAGCAUGGCUCCUGGCCGAGAGUGGGAAAUAGAUAAAGACCUUGAGAGGGAGAGGGACCUCCAGAGAAAACAGGAAAGAGAGAGGGAAAGAGAGCGAGAAAGGGAGAACAAUGCAAAGCAGCAGCAGCAACAACAACAACAGCAGCAGCAGCAGCAGCAGCAGCUCCACCAGUACAUGCCACUCACCCCUGAGGAUGACAUGGAGGUGACCCACUUCAGCAUGGGCCCUAUAGGGGGGAUUAUACCUGGGGCCAAACCCAUGGGAGUUCCUCAACACCGCCACAUCGUCUCUAAGCCCCCACCCGGCUACCUCAAUCCCCACCUGUCCGUGGUGCGGGGCAUCGGGAUCCCCUCUGCCCACCUCACCCUGAACCCUCACCCCUCUCCUUCACCUGUCCUGAUAGGCCUGGACCCAGUAACUGCAGUCAUCGCCGCCCCUCAGCUCCCCCCUCUCCCUCCCAUGUCCUCUUCCUCUGCAUCAUCCUCCAGAGGAGAGAAGGGCUCAGGCGGAGGCUCUUCUGGUGGAGGAGCAGGUGGUGGUGGUGGAUCUGGAUCAGGUUCAACCUCCUCCUCUUCCUCACGUUCCCGCACCCCACUGACAGCUGCCCAGCAGAAGUACAAGAAGGGAGAUGUGGUGUGCACGCCAACAGGCAUCCGCAAGAAGUUCAACGGGAAGCAGUGGAGGAGGCUGUGCUCGCGCGAGGGCUGUUCUAAAGAGUCGCAGCGCCGAGGAUACUGCUCCAGACACCUCUCGAUGAGGACCAAGGAGAUGGAGGCCAGCGGAGGCGGCCGGGAACGGGGUGGAGCUAGCAGCACAGGAACCCUGACGCCAUCUGACCUCCGGCUUGGCGGGGGGCGAGCCAGCUCAGAGUUUGACUGGGAUGAGACAUCACGGGAAAGCAGUGAGGCCAGCAGCCGCGGAGGAGAUUCCCGACCACGCCUGGUCCUCCCCUCCCUGCUCCCCCAGGACCUCUCUCGCUUUGACUUUGAUGAGUGCGAGGCGGCCACCAUGCUUGUGUCCUUGGGGGGCUCCCGUGCAGGCACACCCUCGUACUCCCCCAUAUCUAACCAGUCGCCCUUCUCCCCUACCCCAUCACCCUCGCCCUCUCCUCUCUUUGGCUUCCGCCCGGCCAAUUUCAGCCCCAUCACCGCUCCCGCCUCGCUUACCCCACGCCGCCAUCGCCAGCUCAGUGGCACUAAAAUGGGCACGCCAGGCACCGAACGAGAACGCCACCUGUCAGGAAUCGUGCCCACUUUUCAGACCAACCUCACGUUCACAGUGCCCAUGAGCCCCAGCAAGAGGAAGCUGGACACGCACCCACCUCCUCCACUGCCUACAGUCCAGGACUACCAGCCCAAACUUGAGCAUGGUAUAGGGAUAGGGGUGAUGGUAGACCCCAACCUUGGCCACAGCCCUGCUGCCUUCAGAGUCCUGUCCCCCCAGAGUCAAUCCACAACCCCCUCGCUUUCCUUCCCCAGGCCACGUAGUGCCACCAGCAGGCCACCAUCCUCUGCUGCCUCCACACCUCCGCCCAUGCUAGUCUCUCCUACUCCUCCCUCUCCUUUGCCCCAGGAACCCUCUCCACGCCGCAUUGUACCCCUCCGCGAUUCCCCAGUCAUUGUCCGCAACCCAGAUGUACCCCUGGCCAAGUUCUCCGACGGCCCGUUAGGAAGGAGAGAAAGGAGCAGGUCCAGGGAGCACAACCAGCCCCAACACGCAGCUCCACCUGGCCUGCAGGCCCCCGUCCCGAUCAACGGAGCCACCACCAACGGUGCUGUUCUUCUGCGCAAUCCCACAUCCACACUGGUCCUGGUCACCUCCAGCUCGUCCUUGACACCAGCCACAGCGGGCCACGCCUCCCUCUCCAGCUCCUCCAUCCCCGGGUCGAUGUCCACCUCGGUGGGCUCGAUCCUGUCCUCCUCCGGAUCCGGCGGCAGGGAGAGGGAGAGGAAACCUGAGGGACACCAGGAGGGAUCUGGCGGGUCGCUGCCACAGCCAGUAGCCUGUCAUCCCACACCGACCGCCCUGCUACCGCUCAUACUGCCAGCCGAGUCUCCUCACCCUGCUCCGCGCAAGCAGAUCAUCAUGGGACGCCCGGGGACUGUUUGGACCAACGUGGAGCCUCGGUCGGUGCCAGUGUUCCCUUGGCAUUCUCUCGUCCCUUUCCUGGAGCCGAGCCAACCAGGAGCGGCCGCCCAGCCCGCUGAUGGCCAGCAACUUGUCAAUCAGGGCAAAGAGCCUCGUUGUGCGGUCGCCUUGGUGAGCGACGGGCGAUCCACCGGCCCUCCAGACUUAGAGAGAGGAUCCCCGUCAUGCCCACCUCCCCCGACCAAUGACAAUCCUCCAGCAGAUAGAGGCGGGGCUGACAGCGAAACCGAGAGCGACACAGAUGACCCGUAAGUUCUCGCCGGUGUGGCCAAUGAUCCGGCGCCCUCCGCUGGCACCAUGAAGAGGCGCACGCAGUCCCUCAGCGCUCUGCCCAAGGACGGAGACAGGAAGAGGGAGAAAGACCACAUCCGCCGUCCCAUAAACGCUUUCAUGAUCUUCAGCAAGCGCCACCGAGCCCUCGUGCACCAGCGACAUCCCAACCAGGACAACCGGACAGUCAGCAAGAUCCUCGGGGAGUGGUGGUACGCUCUGGGCCCCAACGAGAAGCAGCAGUACUACGAUCUAGCCUUCCAGGUGAAGGAGGCCCACUUCAGAGCCCACCCUGAUUGGAAAUGGUGUAACAAGGACCGCAGGAAGUCACUGUCAGAGGGCCGUGGCACCCCUAAAGAGUCGCGGGAGAGGAGCAUGUCAGAGAGUAUAGAUCCCCACACAGAGUCCCAGGUGCUAGAGGGGAAGGUAGGAAGCUCAUGCUGGCCGGUGGGAUCGGAGCGUCGAGGGGGGCUGUUCGGCGGGCAGCACCCCCGUCCCCGAGCCUUUUCCCAGAGCGCCGUGCACACCCUGGAGCAGAGGGAGAGAGAGAGAGACCUGGAGAAGGAGGAAGGAGCGAGUUUGUUUCGUAACCGGCCGCCGACCCAGUCGAUGUACCAGGGCGGCGCCAGCGAGGACGUGACCAGCGACGAAGAGCGCAUGGUCAUCUGCGAGGAAGAGGGAGACGAUGAUGUCAUGGAGGAUUCAUGUCCCGAGGGCUCCAUCGACCUCAAGUGUAAAGAGCGAGUGACGGACAGUGAUGAGGAUGAGCCAGAUGGACAGCAUGGCUUCCAGCCAGUGGCUCGCUCCUCUCUCCCCUCCUCCUCUCCCUCUAUCCCACACUCCGACUCCACUUCAGCUAAAGGGAACUCAGGAGGAGGAGGAGGAGGUGCUGAGGACGGGUCUGAGAAGAGAAAGAGAGGCGCGGACGCAGGAGAGGAGGGGAACGAGGGAGGAUCCGUCAGAGAAGAAGCAGUGGCGACUGGAGGAGAAGCAGCAGGCGGUGGAGGUGGGCAGGGUGUCUCCUCUCUAUCCAUCGCAGGCUCAGCGUCCAGCACCCAGGCUCCGCUCACUUACACCCAGCAGGGUGGCACCCAGCUCCUCGGCGCCGUCCGCAUGGCUCCCACUAUGGUGACCAACGUGGUACGACCCAUCGCCAGCACGCUCAUCCCGAUCGCCAGCAAACCCGCGGAAGGCGCCGUCACCCUCAGCUCCCUGCCUCAGGACAAGAAAGCCACUCUCCUGAUUGGAGGCAGCGGACCCCAGCAGCUGCCAAUCAACGCAGGGGGUGGGUACCCGUCCUCAUCAUCAUCAUCAUCCUCCUCCCCUGGUCCAGUCAGUGUAACCCCUGUAGGGAGCAGCGGCCUGGUCACUAGCCUAGUUUUGGCCGCCCAACCAGUGCAGCUUCUCACUCCGCAGCCCUUGCCGCAGCACGCACAAACCCCCCUUCCUGUAAUCCAACCUCAGCUCCGCCCCUCCGCCACCUCUUCUCUCACACCUCCCAUGCAGCUAGCGCAGGUCCAGUACAUCCUGCCCACCGACAGCCCCUCGUCCCCUCUGCUCACCCAGCAGCAAAUCCUCUCCCUGCCCACCAAUGCGGCCCUGGCCAAUGGCGUGCACUCAGGGGCGAGAAUCAGAGUUGCAUCAGUCAGCCCCGGCACUAGAGUCCAAACCCAGUCGCCGGUCUUGCAGAGCAAGAUGUUGGUUCCCAUGGCAACAGUGAGAACAGGGUCUACUCCUCCUCAUCCUUCCAUUUCCCUGGUGGCUCCGCCUCUUCCUGUGCAGAACGGCCCCGCGACAGGAAACAAGAUCAUCCAGAUCGCUCCCAUGCCUGUGGUCCAGACCAACGUUCACCCUGGCAGCGCCGCAGCAGUGCACCCUGGGAACCCCUUUCCUGUUUCCAUGGCAACAGUGAUGUCUCCCGGUGCUGCGCCCCCACAGACCGUUCUUCUGACCUCUCCACCCACCAGGAUCACGUAUGUCCAGUCCAGUCCAGGUGUUACCACGGCAAUGCCCCAACAAGCCCCACCCGCUUCAGGUCCCGCGUAUCUCCCAUCAUCGCUGGCGACCCUGGGUUUCACCGCCAUCGCCCCGGCUGGACAAACCCUGGUUCAGCCCCUCGUUGGACAACCUCCACUGCUAGCUCCCGCCCCGCCCCUGAGCUGUCAAUCUCAGACCCCUACAGGCCAGGCCUCGGCAACCGCUGGUCGUCAGGUACUUACUGCCAUUUAUCCUGCACCGACCGUUCCACUGGCGACAGGCGUGGUCUCCGUGACAACGGUACCGCCCGCUGUGGCGGCUCCAGCCCAGGACGUGUUAAACCCUUCGUCUCCGUUGGCGACGGGGGCGCAGGGCUCAGCGGCGGCGACCCCUCAGCCCAGUGCGGCGGUGGCAUUGUUGGAGCCGAAGUUAGAGGUGAAGAUCGAGCGAGAUCUGGACGCUCUGACCGAGGAAGAAGGGAUGUCCAGCUGUGCCCUUAACUCAUACAGCUGCAUGAGUAACGCAACAGCAGCAAAAAUAGAAGAGGACAUCGGUCGUCACAUCAAGGAGGAAAACAUGAGAGACGGAUACUGCAGAGAGAAACGAAGUGAGAUGGACGGAGAGCGCGAGAGAGCGAUGAAGGAGAACAGCGACAGGAAGAGCGGCAGAGAGAUGGACAGAGAGGACCACAGCAUGGGCGACAACAGCAAAGAGGCUGGACCUCGUUCCCCUCCUCCUCCACCACCCUCAGGUUUGGACCCCCCUCCCCCUCCCCCUGCCGAAAGAGAGCCCGCCUCCUCCUCCUCCUCAAAGAAGAUCAAGUUCCGACCCCCGCCGCUCAAAAAGACACCUGACUCGGUUUUAUCUGAGAUGUACUUCGAAGAGCGUUUUGCUGAGCUUCCAGAGUUUAACCCAGAAGAGGUCCUGCCCUCGCCCACUCUGCAGAGUCUGGCCACCUCGCCCAGAGCCAUCCUGGGAAGCUACCGCAAGAAGAGGCGCAACUCCACCGAGCUGGAAGUGACAGCGGAGGAACCCAACUCGCCGAGGAGGAAGACCCGCCGCCUGUCCAGCUGCAGCUCGGAGCCCAACACCCCGAAGAGCGCCGCCAAGUGCGAGGGAGAAAUCUUCACCUUUGACAGACCAGGCACAGAGGGAGAGGAUCUUCUCGGAGACUUGGACCGGGUCCCGUACUCGUCUCUACGCAGAACUCUGGAUCAGCGGCGGGCCUUGGUUAUGCAGUUGUUUCAGGAACAUGGCUUCUUCCCCUCAGCUCAGGCCACCGCUGCCUUCCAGGCACGUUACUCGGACACCUUCCCCACCAAGGUGUGUCUGCAGCUGAAGAUCCGCGAAGUCCGUCAGAAGAUCAUGCAGACGGCCACGCCCGGAGCCCCCGAGCCCGGAGGGUCGAUCGAAGCCAACCCCGCCCCGUCCCACAGCUCCUCUUUCAAUCAAUCAGCCCGGGAGGACGUAGGGGUGGAGCAGCAGCAGCAGCAGCAGGGAGACAGAGGCCGGAGCCCCGAGGACCCCAACAGCGAAGGUUCAUAAGCUGGAGAGGAUGACAAAGCGGAAAGAUCGAGGAGAAGAAGACAAGAGAGCGGAGUGUGUCAUCCCCACAGAAUAUUCUUGUAUGUGUUGAACCAGUACUUUGUGGGGGGUCCGUUCUACUGGCACUAAUCUCCACCCAGACCUGGGCAGAAAUACAUUUAAAUAUGGUCACAAACAUUCAAACUACUCAAGGUGCGCUUGAUUUGUCUAAUCAGACAUUUUUAAAAAAGCCUCAAAAGUGGACAAGUCACAUGCAAGACAUGAUGAGUCAAGUGCUUCUUGUAGUAUUGUUUCCCUUUUUUCCCUUUUUUUGUUCCAAAUAUCCAGAAUAUUUUCAGUUACUACUUUGCCCAGGUCUGCUCGCAGCACAUUUGUACAGUAGUUUGUAGUUUGACACACAAACUCUGUGGUACACACUCUCUAUCUCUCUGGCACACACACACAUACACACACACACACACACACACACAUACACACACACAUAAACCCUGGUGCAUAUGUAAUCUCCAGCAUGCACAUGAUCCCACACAAACACACACGCACAUACACAAACACACACACACACACACACACACACACACACACACACACACACACACACACACACACACACACACACGCACCCUUACCAAAUCAGACUGUUACUCUUGGUUGGCAGUUCCCAGGAGCUGCUACCAAGGACCAUGACACACAAAGGCACUUUGUCACUUAUUGUGCAGAUGCAGUUUGCUGUUGCCAGCCAGCCAGCCCUCAGAUGCCAUUGACUUGACCUCCUUCUUGCCCUUCCACUCCUCAGCACAGUGGUCGGGACACAAAUACAACCCCAACGACCUCUACUGAUAUUCCACAGCCCCUCGAUGCUGCAAGACAGACAGCACACACACACACACACACACACACACACACACAUACACAUACACAUAUACAUACAUACAUAUAUACAGGCACACACACGCAGUGCAUGGGCAUAUCUGUGCAGUGUGAGCACUCUUAUACAACACACACACACACACACACACACAUAGUCAACCCUGGUCUGACCAAGCCAUUGGCCUGCACAGUUUUUAGUGAUUGUAAUGAGAAGACAAACUGAAAGCAUGAGUUCUAUUCGUUCCUGAAAAACAAAAAGAAGGCAGGAGUUGGGAUUUAGUGUGACCAAUCUUUGCACCUUCAGUUAUUGCCAUUUUGAAAGACUUGUGUCCUCAUUGGCGGGAGCUGAUUAUAUAUGUCUGUAUGUCUGUUGGGGUCUCCCAUACCCCAAAAACCUGUGUGAACAGGCACCGUAAAGAGAUUAUGUAAAGAGACUCUUGGUUGUGAGGCUUUGAAGAAUCAACGUUAAGUUCGACACUGACCGGCUCCUGACAGAGCUCCAGAGAAAAAGGCAGAAGAAGAAACUGGAUGGUGUUCAUUGGAUGAAAGAUUCAUGUUCCAACGACAGGAAGAAGACACAUAGUAAUAUUAAAUAAGGACAACAACAACAUUACAAGCUUACCAACAGAGAGAAAAAGUUUAAUUUUAACCAAACUUCUCUGAAUCUCCCAGUGGAUAUGUUGUUGCUUUCUCUCGUUAUCGUUGCCGUGGAAAUAACCAGUUUUACCGUGGCCUGUUUUUCUCUCGUGGCUCUAUUGUGUUUCUUCUCCAGCAUAAAAAAAAUCACAACAAAAAACAAACAAACUUUGGACUAAGAAGGGGACAAAAUCAGUUUGUGGCCCCCCACUUUUAAUUGUACCUGGGGUGGUUCUCCUACCCCCCCUCUCCCCUCCCCUACAGUUUCUCACCAGACACAGAAGUGGGGAAGCAGGGGGCGUUUGUCGUUUUGUAAAAACGUUGAAAUCAGGUGUUUGCACAAUUUGUGCGGCCCUUCUCGUCUGGGACCGCCGCAAGUUAAAUCAGGAAAGUAUUGUUUUUAGAGAUUGUUUUAGUAGAAAUAAUAACCUUGUUCCAUAUGUUAUCAACCAUCUUUUUCCUCCCCUUGUCCCCCCCUUUGCUUUUCUCUCAACCCCUUUCUCCUCCCUCUCUUUUCCUCUCUCCUCCCCCGCCUCCCCUCCUUCCCUCGACUCCUCAAGUGUUGUUAGAAAGUGCCCUUAAGCACUGGUCCCGGGUCAAGCGCUAUGUAGCUCAGGAUGGUUCUGGUUAGGGUUAGUUCAGGGAAAGCAGAUCCUAGACCAGCCCUGGAGGGCAGUCUCUGGAGCCCUCCCCUCUUCCCUCUCUUCUUGACACUUUAUCCUUUCCCAUCAAAUGGUGCAAUAGGACAUUUAUUUUUUUGGGAAUGGGUGGGUUAUUUUGUUUUUUCGGGGGAAGGCUCUGUGCCAUAGAUAUUAAAUCCAGUGCAGUCAGUCAGUGAGAGGAAUGAGCUGUUGUGAUACUAUCUUUAACUAUGGUAUAAAAACAAAAAAAAAAGAAUCACACAAUUAUUGUUCUUGUUGAAGAGAUAGAGAGUAUAACUUACUAAAAGUCAAAGACAAUUUUUUGAAUAGCACUUUUUGGCUCUUUGCUUCCGUGGUGAAGAGUGGGGGUAGUUAUUAUUAUGGGUAUCUCUUUUAUUUCUCUGUAUACAGUUGGAUGUGUGAAAAAAAUAUAUAUACCGGUAUUUCCAUAUAUGUGCAUUUAGGUCUAUGUUUGGGUGUGUUUGUAUGUUUUGGCACAUGCAGGUAGCGUGUUAACAUGACCAACCUCUCGUUCUUUCACCACACAGCAACAUAGUCAAUAGUAUAUUUUUCAGUGUAAUCUACAUUCUAUAUUCUACUCUAGAGACAGUAUUUUUAUAGUCACCAUGACUAUUUUGUCUGCCAUCUUGACUGUUAUCAAACCCAGAUGAUUCAGGAUAUAUAGGAAAUAUAUAUUCAGGAUAUACGAUAUAUAAAUAUAUAUAUAUAUAAAUACACACAGGUAAUAGAAGACUAUCAGUUCGGAUCUCUUGGGGGUUAGGGCUGUAAUGUGUCCAUCUGCAUGCAUGUGCAAUAACAUGCAAGUGUGCACACACCCAGACAGACAUAUGUGCAUACACACACAUGUAUGCGUGUACACUGUAUGAUUGUGCUUAAAAAUAAACUGUCCUUACUUUGGAGAAGGAAUUUUAGGAUGAGCGAGGUGAGUGUUAUCUCAUAAGCAGGCAUGUUGACCAUGUGCAAUAUUUCUAAACAACAACAAAAAAAACUAAAUAUUGAAAAUAUUAAAGAUCUAACACAA
Messenger RNA from Scomber scombrus (Atlantic mackerel), 11270 nucleotides. It is a transcript of the gene cica, whose product is annotated as capicua transcriptional repressor a. NCBI's taxonomy places the organism in Eukaryota, Metazoa, Chordata, Actinopteri, Scombriformes, Scombridae. Gene Ontology annotation, biological process: regulation of transcription by RNA polymerase II. The record is from RefSeq and is a predicted model, not a curated record. Gene Ontology annotation, cellular component: nucleus. Gene Ontology annotation, molecular function: DNA-binding transcription factor activity, RNA polymerase II-specific; RNA polymerase II transcription regulatory region sequence-specific DNA binding.